CUUUGCCAAAUGUGUGCCAAUUUUGAAAUUGAACCCAAAGAUUGCAUCAUUUGCGGUUACAUACAUGCCGGGUCUUGUUUUUCUCUAAUCAUUAGUCAAAUUCCAUACCACCGAGUGCCAUUUUUUAGUUAAUUCGCGAAUGCCUUAGUUCCAGUUCGUUCCCAACUGUCGCGUGCGAAGAUUGUGUCACCGAGAACGGUUCCUGGGCUGAAAAUAGAGACUUCACCAUGCCCGCCGCCGACGAGUUGCAGUCGCCCACCAGUGAAAUGGUUCUCCUGACCCCCAACACAGAAAAUCCGCCGCCCAGCCUAGUGGCCGGCGACCAUGCCGAGAAGCAGGCAAACGGCCAAGGAGGACGCGAAGGAUCUGCGGAGUCAGACAGCAGUCGGGUGGUGAUGAAGAAGCAACUGGGCCUGCUGGAGGGUGUGGCCAUUAUUCUGGGGAUUAUCUUCGGCUCCGGCAUAUUCGUUUCGCCCAAAGGCGUCAUCCAGGAGGUGGAUGCCGUGGGCACCUCUCUGGUCAUCUGGGUGCUGUGCGGGCUGCUGUCCAUGAUUGGGGCUCUGUGCUAUGCGGAACUGGGUACCGCCAUCCCGAAGUCUGGAGGAGACUACGCCUACAUUUUCGAGGCGUACGGAUCUUUGCCGGCAUUCCUGUACCUCUGGGAUGCUAUGAUGAUAUUUGUACCUACAACCAACGCGAUCAUGGGCCUCACUUUCGCUUCCUAUGUGCUGGAGCCAUUUUUUGGCGGCGCCUGCCACAUUCCCAAGAUAGCUCUGCAGCUCCUGGCCGCCGCCACCAUAAUAUUCCUCACCUACCUGAACUCGUACUACAUGAAAAUAACCACCAAAAUGCAGAAUAUCAUCAUGUUCACUAAAAUCGCUGCCCUGGUUCUGAUUAUCAUUGUGGGCCUGGUCUGGAUGUUGAUGGGCAAUACGGAGAACUUUAGCCGACCCUUCGAGAGCACUCAGACUGAUCCCGGCAAGCUGUCGGUUGCCUUCUACUCCGGCAUCUUCUCGUACGCCGGCUGGAACUAUUUGAACUUUAUGACUGAAGAGCUCCGUGACCCCUACCGCAAUCUGCCUCGUGCCAUAUACAUUUCGCUUCCUCUGGUGACAGGAAUUUACGUGCUAGCCAACAUGGCCUAUCUGGCUGUACUCUCGCCUUCCGAGAUGAUCGCCUCCAAUGCCAUCGCUGUGACCUUUGGCAAUAAAAUUCUCGGCGGCUUUGCUUUAAUAAUACCCGUCAUGGUAGCCAUCUCUGCCUUUGGCGGCCUCUCCGUCCACAUUAUGACCUCCUCCCGCAUGUGUUUCGUGGGUGCCCGUAACGGCCACAUGCCGGCUAUUCUGUCGCACAUCAGCGUAAAGAGCUACACACCGCUGCCGUCGCUCGUAUUUCUGUGCUUUCUCUCGAUUGUGAUGCUGGUAGUGAGCGACGUGUAUGUGCUGAUCACCUAUAGCAGCAUUGUAGAAUCGUUCUUUAUAAUGCUGUCAGUGUCGGCGGUUCUGUAUUUCCGCUACACUCGUCCUUGCAUGGAGCGGCCAAUUAACGUCUCUUUGUGGAUCCCCGCCUUGUUUGUUGUCGUAUGUGCCUUUCUGGUUGUGGUGCCCAUUUAUGUGGCGCCCUACGAGGUCGGCAUGGGGGUAUUAAUCACCCUAAUUGGCAUACCGUUCUACUACGUGGGUGUCGUGUGGCAGAAUAAGCCGAAAUGGGUGCAGCAGGCGAUUGACUCGGUGACCUUCACUUGCCAGAAGAUGUUUUUGUCUGCCAAGGAGGAGAAGAAGGAUUAAACUAUAUGCACAAUCACCAAAAAAGAAAACCAAAAAUCACAUUGAAAAUUACGGAAGUUACCUGCUUACUUCUACUCUCUAAAUUUAUGUUAUCGCUUAGGACUUUUGAUGUUCGUCCAAUUCAAAGCGAACUGAGGAUCCUGAAUACCAAAAACACGAAAAUAACUACAAAAGCAUCACAUCGACUUCAAAACUAAUUCUUCAUGAUUAUAUUUUUUUAUACAUAUUACGAAACAUGAAAAAGAACGUUGAUCCAACAUUUAAAUUUUAAAAUCAUCGAAUAGUAGGUUUAGUUUUGUUGAAAUCAUUUAGAUUUAAUUUACCAAAGUAACAGUUUGCCAAUAUUGGCAUUUUUUUCAUAUUUGCCAUUUGGAGUGGUUCCUUAUUUAUUCAUUUGUAUUAUUUUGUUUGGUUGUUUAAAACGUUUUUAACCCAUACUUUACCACCUAAGCCUUUGCAUUUGUAAUAAAGACUUUGUACGUUUAAA
Messenger RNA from Drosophila ananassae, 2274 nucleotides. It is a transcript of the gene gb, whose product is annotated as large neutral amino acids transporter small subunit 1. Lineage: Eukaryota; Metazoa; Arthropoda; Insecta; Diptera; Drosophilidae. The record is from RefSeq and is a predicted model, not a curated record. The coding region runs from base 228 to 1787 and encodes 519 amino acids. Gene Ontology annotation, cellular component: membrane. Gene Ontology annotation, molecular function: L-amino acid transmembrane transporter activity. Gene Ontology annotation, biological process: amino acid transmembrane transport. The transcript is spliced from 7 exons.